AAAGCUUGCAAGAAGGCGACACACACGGCAGCCACCAUAAGCUCUUAUAAUAAAGUUGACAAAUUUAGAGGCAGAUCGGAAGAAAGAACGGCAAGUGGAAAUCAAGGCACAACUCAUGGCGUAUUGGAUGAUUUGAAAACAGCCGAAGAGCACUAUAAACGUCGUCUGGAAAUUGCGAAAGAAACGGGUGACCGGUACGGCGAAGGAAAUGCGUGUGGUAAUCUUGGCAACGUCCUUUACCGUUUGGGAGAUUUUAAAACAGCUAGAGACUACCAUGAACAUCACCUAACGGUUGCAAAAGAACUGGGUGACAGAUACAGAGAAGGAAACGUGUAUGGUGAUCUUGGCAAUGCCUAUUACAGUCUGGGAGAUUUUAAAACCGCCAUGGACUACCAUGGGCGUCAUUUGAAAAUUGCGAAAGAAUUUAGUGACAAAUCCGAAGAAGGAAGAGCGUAUGCAAAUCUUGGCAAUAGUUCUCUCAGUCUUGGAGAUUUAACAACAGCCUUAGACUACCAUAAACGUCACCUAAAAGUUACGAAAGAACUGGGUGACAGAUCCGGCGAAGGAGCAGCAUGUGGCAAUCUUGGCAAUGCCUAUUUCAGUCUUGGAGAUUUUAAAGUGGCCAUGGACUACCAUGAGCGUGACUUGAAAAUUGCAAAAGAAUUAGGUGACAUAUCGGGAGAAGGAAGAGCGGUUGGAAAUCUUGGCAAUGCCUAUGAGAAAUUGGGGGAUUCCAAAACAGCCAUAGACUACCACAGACGUCAUCUAAAGAUUGCUAAACAAUUGGGUGACAGAUUAGCAGAAGGAGGGGUGUACGGCAGUCUUGGUGUCGCCUAUCAAGGUCUGGGAGAUUGUAAAAAGGCCAUAGAUUACCAUGAACGUCACCUUAAAGUUGCGCAAGAACUGGGUGACAGAUCCGGAGAAGGAAGAGCAUGCGGCAAUCUUGGCAAUGCCUAUUACACACUAAGAGAUUUUAAAAAAGCUUUAGACUUCCAUGAACGCGACUUGAAAAAUGCCAAGGAAUUAGGUGAAAGAUUGGCGGAAGGAGAGGCGUGUGGCAAUCUUGGUCUCGUUCAUCACGGUCUAAGAGACUUCAAUACAGCCAUCUACUACCUUGACCUUCACUUACAAAUUGCAAAAGAAGUGGGUGACAGAUCCGGAGAAAGAAGAGCGUGUGGCAAUCUUGGUAGUAUCUUUUACAGUGUAGGAGAUUUCAAAACUGCUGUAGACUACCAUGAACGUGACCUGAAAAUUGCAAAAGAAAUGGGUGACAGAUCCGGUGAAGGAAAAGCGUAUGGCAAUCUUGGCAAUGCUUAUUACAGUCUAAGAGAUUUUAAAACAGCCAUGGACUAUUAUGAGCGUGUGUUGAAAAUUGCGAAAGAAUUAGGUGACAGAUCCGGAGAAAGAAGGGCGUAUGGCAAUCUUGGCGAUACCUUUCACAGUGUAGGAGAUUUUAAAACUGCUGUAGACUACCAUGAACGUGACCUGAAAAUUGCAAAAGAAUUGGGUGACAGAUCUGGUGAACGAAAAGCGUAUGGCAAUCUUGGCAAUGCUUGUUACAGUCUAAGAGAUUUUAAAACAGCUGUGGACUAUUAUGAGCGUGUGUUGAAAAUUGUGAAAGAAUUAGGUGACAGAUCGGGAGAAGGAAAAGCUUAUGCAAAUCUUGGCAAUGCCUGUGAAAGUCUGGGAGAUUUUAAAACAGCCAAAGACUACUAUGAAUGUGAACUAAAGAUUGCGAAAGAAUUGAGUGACAGAUCGGGAGAAGGAAGGGCGUAUGGCAAACUUGCUAUGGCCUAUUACAAUCUAGGAAAUUUUAAAACCGCCAUAGACUAUUAUGAGCAUAUUUUGAAAAUGGCAAAACAAUUUGGUGACAGAUCAGGGGAAGGAGAAGUGUACGGAAACCUUGGCCUCGCUCAUUUUGGUCUGCGAAGUUUUAAAACAGCCAUAGACUACCACGAACGCCAUCUGAAUAUUGCAAAAGAAUUGAAUGAUAGACGGGGAGAAGGAAGAGCGUAUUGCAGUCUUGGCAAUGCCUAUUACAGUUUAGAAGAUUUCAAAACAGCCGAAGACUACCAUCAACGUCAUCUCAGAGUUACGAAAGAAUUAGGUGACAGAUCGGGAGAAGGAUACGCAUAUGGCAAUCUUGGCAACGUCCAUACCAGACUGGGAGAUAUUAAAACAGCCAAAGAUUACUAUCAGCGUCAACUGAAAAUUUCGAAGGAAUUGGGUGACAGAUUGGGAGAAGGAAGGGCGUACUGCAAUCUUGGCGGCGCCCACUACAGUCAGGGGGAUUUUAAAACAGCGAAAGACUACCAUGAACGUCAUCUGAAAAUUGCAAAAGAAUUGGGUGAUAGAUCGGCAGAAGGGGGAGCGUAUGGAAAUCUUGGCGAAGACCAUCGUAGGCUGGGAGACGUUGAAAGGGCCAUUGAGUACCAUAAACGUCAUCUGCAAAUUGCUAAAGAAUUUGGUGACAGAUCUGAAAAAGGAAGAGCGUAUGGUAAUCUUGGCAUCAUCAAUGAGAGGCUGGGAGAUUUUAAAACAGCCAUUGAGUACUAUGAGCAUCGGCAAAAAAUUGCGAAAGAACUGGGAGAAAAACUGGGGGAAGGAGUAGCGUGUUGCAAUCUUGGCUGCGCCCAUUUCAGUCUUGGAGAUUUCGAGGCAGCCAAGCAAUACCAUGAAUGUGGCCUAAGAAUUGCGAAAGAAUUGGGUGACAGAUCAUUAGAAGGAAUGUCAUGCGGCAAUCUUGGCAGCACACAUAUCAGUCUGGGAGAUUUAAAAACGGGCAUAGAAUACCACAAACGUCACCUGAAAAUUUCAAGAGAAUUGGGCGACAGAUCUGGGGAGAGAACGGCGUAUUGCAACCUCGGCAUCGUCCAUCGCAAACUAGAAGACUUUAAAACAGCCAUACACUACCUUGAAUGUAGCCUGGAAAUUUCGAAAGAGUUGGGUGAAAGGUUGGGAGAAAGAAUUGCCUAUGGCAAUCUCGGAAAUGUUCAUGCUAGUAUGGGAGAUUAUAAAACAGCCAUAGACUACCACAAACGUCAACUGAAAAUUGCGAAGGAAUUGGGUGAUUCAUUGGGGGAGGCAAUCGCUUGUUCGAAUCUUGGUGGAUCCUUUAAAUAUCUAGACCAAGUUCCAGUGGCUGUUGGAUAUUAUCAGCUCGGUAUUGCUUUAUUUAAUGAUGUCCGAAAUCGUCUUCAUCUCAACGACGAGUUGAAAGUGAGCUUACGUGAUCAAUAUCAAAGAAUUUACGCCGAACUUUGGCGCUUGAUGUUGGCAGAAGGCAAGGUUACGGAAGCUUUGUUUUCUGCAGAGCAAGGACGUGCACAGGGUCUGAAAGACCUAAUGGCAUUCAGUUAUGGAUUUGAAAUGGCUGAUGCUGAAUCAGAUCAAGAAGACAGUACCUUUCAUGAAAUCUCCAGCCGUAUUCCUCUGAAUACAAUAUUCAUGGCGUUUGCAGAGAACGAAUUGGUGUUUUGGGUUAAAAAAGGUAAGGGGUUUGAAUUAAGAAGAAAGCAAAUCAGUUGGCAGGAUGAAAUCGACACUUUUUUUGAGUGUCUUGUGGAGGUUGUGGGUCAGGAAAUCGGUGUAAGACAUUAUGUUAACUGUGAAGAUCGCUCCUUUCAGUUGGUGAAGGAUAAGACACUGGAAGUUGAAAGAUCAACUGGUGAUGGCAGAAAAACCCACCAGUUACACCUUCAAAGUAGUGGUUUGAAUACAUUGUACGACAUCAUCAUUGAACCUAUCCAAGAUCUUCUUGUGGGAAAUGAACUUAUAUUUGUCCCGGAAGGUCCACUUUGCUUGGCUUCUUUUGCUGCAAUUAAGGGUCCAAAUUCUAAAUACCUCUGUGAAUCAUUCAGAAUUCGCGUGGCUCCGUCUCUCACCAGCUUAAAAAUGAUUGCAGAUUGUCCAUUAGAUCACCACUGCAAGUCUGGUGUGCUUCUUGUGGGCGAUCCAUGGGUGCAAGAAGUGACAGAGCUAGGGGGGUUGCCCUAUGCCAGAGAGGAAGUUGAUAUGAUUGGCAGAAUGCUCGGCUGUACGCCUCUUAUUGGAAGACAGGCCACAAAAGAUGAGGUAUUAAGACGACUCGGUUCUGUUGCUUUGGUGCACAUCGCUGCACAUGGCAGCAUGGAAACGGGCGAAAUUGCCUUGGCGUCAAAUAAUGGUGAGAUGGAUUUUAUUUUGACGAUGAAAGAUGUAAAGCGUGUUCACAUUCGUGCAAGACUGGUUGUACUCAGCUGUUGUCAUAGUGCUCAUGGAAUAAUCAAAGCAGAGGGUGUAGUUGGCAUAGCACGAGCGUUUUUAGGUGCCGGUGCUCGUUCUGUUCUAGUUUCGUUGUGGGCGAUUGAUGACAAGGCCACUCUUGAGUUUAUGAAAAAUUUCUAUGAACAUCUUGUGAAGGGAAAAAGUGCAAGUGAAGCCUUAAACCAAGCAAUGAACUGCAUGAGAGAAUCUGAGGAGUUUAGCGCAGUUAAGUACUGGGCACCGUUUGAACUCAUUGGUGAUGACGUCACAUUAGAACUUUCUGAAUUUGAAUGAGUUUUUUUAAAGGGUAAACGUUAUUCUGUUUUUUGAAAAUACUCUUAUCGUGCUCUAGUCACAGGAAUGCUUCCCGCGCGAUUUCACAUCUCAUCAUGCUUGCAGCAACAAUGAAAUAACUAGGUCAUUAAUAGAAUGUAUAGGGGUAAUCUUGACCUGGUAUGACUAUAGCAGUGAAUUUGUUUCUGUAACAACGCAGGCUCAUUAAUCCCGGCUAGGUUUUAGGCUUUUUAUAUAGCUCCUUUUCAUUUUAAAGCUGUUACAUGUACCAUACUUAAUUCCUUUAUCGAUUCUACUGGCUACAUUUUGAAAGUUCUUAGUUUUUCAUUGGACGUAAACAUCACCUUUCGCAAUGUUUGGUACUCUAUUAAAUGGCAUAUUAAAAAAAAUUACGUUGAUUGUCCCCUUCUUUGUUUUUGAUAUAAAUAUUGUCGGAUCAGAUAAAUUAGUUUUGUGAUCUGAGGCCAAAAAAAUUUUAAGAUAUAUCGAUUUCCAGACUUUAAAUAUUGGAUGAUAAACAUACCUUUUGUUUUUUGUCUUGCAGGUGAUGAAGAAAGGAACAGAGUGCCAAAUAAACCUUUAGCUGGUCUCUUUUAUGGAGGGUAUCAGCUUCGUUUUCCUUACAAAUUGUCUUGAUACAUAGAUUUUUUUGCUUACAGAGUAUGUUUAUUCUUUUUCUUGAAAAGGAGAACCUUUUCCUAUGGACGAUUUAAAUAUCAAGACAUCUGAAGUUAAGUCAGCGGUUGAGGUUUUGACGAGCUACCGACAAUCUGAAGCAUAAAGUAACCAUUAGAUUCUUUUAAAUAAGAGGCAAGUUUUUAGUCUGCUGCACAGCCG
Messenger RNA from Porites evermanni, 5376 nucleotides. NCBI's taxonomy places the organism in Eukaryota, Metazoa, Cnidaria, Anthozoa, Scleractinia, Poritidae. The record is from the annotation of a GenBank genome assembly.